GGGUUCCUUGCUAGCUCGUAUUGCGCCAAGAAGUAAACCUUGCUAUUGCAUUCUGGACAUAUCUGGUCUCCUGGUGGUCUCUUUGGGGGUCCUAAUAUGGGCAUAACAUCUUUAGGGGCCCGUCCGGGAUCCCCCGGAGACCCCACCAGGAACCCCAAGGUCCAGAGGUUCCUUGACUUCUACCGCAGCUGCAGCCUGUUUGUCCAGUCUGUAUCAAGCCAGCUAGCCACCGGGAAUGGCAAGGAUGUUCAAGAGACUGCCAGCAACAACAACGUGAUUGUCAAGAGGCGAAGAUGGGCUACUUUUUGUUCAGCUGAAUGGCCCACAUUCAACGUCGGGUGGCCGGCAGGCGGAACCUUGGAUGCAGCGACCAUCCACCGAGUGGAGGAAAUUGUUUCCCGGCCCUGCUCUGGCCACCCUGACCAAGUCCCCUAUAUUGUUACCUGGAGGGGCCUGAUAGACAGGGAGGGGGGACCCCUUCCCUGGGUUAAACCCUUCUUACCUCCACAACAGGUUCCAGGCACUCAGGUCCUGGCCACCAGGCCCAAGAGCUCCCAAGCGGGCCAAGAAAUGGAGAGGAGGCCCACGGCUGUGUUUCAGGGGGGACCCCUGAAGCAGAACUCUUUCCACCUCCCUAUUCUCCCCUCCCCAGGUCCAUCCUACAGCGCCUACGGAGGAAGCCCAGGAGCCUCAGCCGUCGAGAGCUGAGGGGGGGAGGGCGGCACAAUCCACCCGCAGUAGGAGGGGAGGAACCCCCCAGCCAGACACCACAGUGGCCCUUCCCCUUAGGCCUGCUGGGCCCCGGACGAGGCAGGGAACCAACCCUUUCACUAUUGGCCCUUCGCCACUAGUGACCUGUAUAACUGGAAGGCUCAAAAUGUGCCAUUCUCUUGGGACCCCCAAGACUUAACUAACCUUUUGGAGACAGUUUUAUUCACUCACCAGCCCACAUAGGAUGAUGUAAAUCAACUAUUGGGAGUCCUCUUCACCACGGAGGAGAGAAACUGGAUUCUGGAGAAUGCUCGGAAGCUAGUUCCAGGACCCACAGGUACCUCCCUAGUGGAUCCUGCCUUGGCAGCGGCUGCUUUUCCAUCCACUCGCCCUAACUGGGACUAUAAUACGGCGGAAGGUAAGGAGAGUCUCCGUGUUUACUGCCAGGCUCUGUUGGCAGGUCUCAAGGCUGCUGCACGCAAGCCUACUAAUAUGGCAAAAAUUUAUGAUGUAAGGCAGCGGGAUGGAGAAAGUCCAGCUGCAUAUUUAGAGAGGUUGAUGGGGGCUUUCAAGCAGUAGUCCCCGUACAACCCAGAGUCUGAGGAAGCCCAACAAGCAGUUAUUCUAGCCUAUGUGAACCAGGCAGCACCAGAUCUUAGGAAAAAGCUACAGUCGCUAGAAAGACUAGGGGAGAGGAAUCUGAGGGACUUAGUGGCAGUGGGGGGGAGGAGAGGGAGGGAGGGAGAGAGAGAGAGGACAGAGAGAUAAGAGGCAAGAGAAGAGCCUGACCAAGAUACUGGAACAGCAACAGACACAGAUGGAGAGAGUGCUCCUGGCUGCAGAAACAGGAAGCUAUGAGAAGGGGAAAAGGUCCCAGCCUAAGCUAGGAAAGAACCAGUGUGCAUACUGUAAGGAAGAGGGACACUGGGCUAGGGAAUGCCCUAAAAAUAGGAGCAAGAGAAAAAUGUCAGUGGGACUAGGAAGGAAGCCAACUUCCAUCCUUGCUGGCCUGGAGGAAGACAGCGACUAGGGAGGAUGGGGCUCGGCCCCCCUCCCCGAGCCUAGGGUAGCUCUAAGAGUGGAGGGGAAACCUGUCCACUUCAUGGUGGACACAGGUGUGGAAAGUUCAGUCCUCUUGACAUCCGGAGGACCCCUGUCAAGAAAACAAACCUGGGUACAGGGAGCAAUGGGCACUAAACCUUAUCAACGGACUACCCGAAGAACAGUGGACUUGGGAGUGGGACGGGUAACCCACUCAUUCCUAGUCAUUCCUGAGUGCCCAUACCCUCUUCUGGGGUGCCAUCUGUUGGCUAAA
Molecule: messenger RNA, 2026 nt
Organism: Peromyscus leucopus (white-footed mouse)
Lineage: Eukaryota; Metazoa; Chordata; Mammalia; Rodentia; Cricetidae
Exons: 3
Coding region: 97-708 (203 amino acids)
Source: RefSeq, a predicted model, not a curated record